Messenger RNA from Geodia barretti, 1654 nucleotides. The record is from the annotation of a GenBank genome assembly. NCBI's taxonomy places the organism in Eukaryota, Metazoa, Porifera, Demospongiae, Tetractinellida, Geodiidae.
GCUUCAACGAGGAGGCAUAUUAUGGCGAUGUAUCGAACCGCAAUCGUCGGGGGUAGACGGGGUGUCCACCAUGCCCGAUGCUAUACUGGCAUUGAAAACAUGAAGGUGAUUGCUAUCUGUGAGAUUGACGAGGAACGGUUAAAAGAAGCGGUGGAAGAACUCAACGUUCCGGGGUACACAGAUUACGUCGAGAUGUUGGAGAAGGAGAAACCCGAUAUUGUCCAUGCCGUCACGGAACCGACGGUGCCACGGCAUAUCUGGGUAGAGCCUGCCGCCGAAGCGGGUGUUAAAGCAUUGGUGAUAGAAAAGCCGCUCGCUCUCAGACCCAGCGAAGCAGAAGCACUCGCCGCCGCGCACGAGAAAACGGGUUUGAAGAUUAUCGUCAAUCACCAACGGCGGUAUCUGCCGUUUGCUGAAAAACUAUUGGAGUUUUUUGCCGACGAUAGCCUCGGUGAUAUACACUUCAUCCGUGCCUGCACCGAAGGCGACAUUACCGAUAUGGAUACCCACUUGAUGGAUGUCGUGCUUUUUGCGCUUAAAGAUAUUCCCUUUACGCACGUGUGGGGUGCCGUUGAAGGUGCUGAAAUCUAUGACGUUCCACAUCGGCAAUGCCCCGAAGAUUUGAUGGCGAUUUAUACGUUUGAGAACGGUGCUCGCGUCUUUUUUGAAUCUGCCCGAACAGCGUUCGGAACUAUCGAUUUUCCCGGCAGUAAUCCGCGGUGCAACCUCGAUUUUUGGGGAACGAAAGGUAGGAUGUGGUGGAGAGAAAACGGUUCAUGGGGCUAUCAGUUUGAUGGUAUGGCACAGCACUUUGUUGAGAAGACCCACUUCGGUGAGGAUGACAAAUUCGGGCAACGCGCCUUUACUGAAGCGAUUGCGGCGUGGCUGGAUGACGAAAAUCAACCGCAUCGUAACAGAUUGGAGUAUGCGAUGCUCGGUUUUGAUCUGAUUAUGGCGGCGUAUCGCUCCGCUCUCAUCGGCGAACGGAUUGCGUGGCCCCCUAAACUCUCCGAUGAAGAGUGGGUGGAACUCAAAAAUAGGGUAACUGGCACCUAAAAUCAAAAGGAAUGGUUGUCAGCCGUUAGCAGUCGGAAACCGUCAGCAAAGAGGCUUUCUUGCUGAUGACUGACAGCCGACUGCCGACAGCCAAUACAAGGAACAUUAAAAAGAUAUGCUCAAUCAAACUCAGGUUGACACAUUUCGCGAAAAAGGCUUUCUUCUCGGAAACCGUGUUUUAAGUGAUGAACAAGUCGACGAGUUGCGUGAAGAAUUGGCGCGUGUUAUCGAUGACUAUGAAAAAGACGAGAUCGCGCAGCCGGUGCGCAUUGCCAAUCUCGGGGGUAAGGAAGAGAGUCCGGUGUGGCAAAUCGUUAAUAUUUGGGAGGCGAGUUCUGCCUACCACCGACUCGUUCACAAUCCAGUGAUUGUGGAAGAGAUUGGACAACUCAUGUCGGCGACAGAGUUGCGCGUCUGGCACGACCAGAUCCAAUACAAACCGCCGAAAGUCGGUGGAGUCAACAUGUGGCAUCAGGAUUCACCCUAUUGGCCGAUUCUUAUGCCGAAAACGAGUCAGGUAAGUGCUUGGGUUGCGUUGGACGAUGUUGAUGUAAGCAAUGGAUGUAUGCGUAUGGUCGCUGGCUCCUAUCAUUGGGGU